This is a messenger RNA of Argiope bruennichi, 1637 nucleotides long. Its product is annotated as mesoderm induction early response protein 2-like. Gene Ontology annotation, biological process: negative regulation of transcription by RNA polymerase II. Bases 897 to 1520 code for a protein of 207 amino acids. The record is from RefSeq and is a predicted model, not a curated record. The transcript is spliced from 5 exons. Gene Ontology annotation, molecular function: transcription corepressor activity; histone deacetylase binding. Gene Ontology annotation, cellular component: nucleoplasm. NCBI's taxonomy places the organism in Eukaryota, Metazoa, Arthropoda, Arachnida, Araneae, Araneidae.
AAUCAGAAACUAGGUUAUAUUGAAACCACUAUAAAUUUUAAGAAAAGUAGUAACGUAAAUUUAAAUUUAACUUCUUAAAGAACUACACAUAGAAAAAUUAAUGUUUUGGAAAUUAUAUGGGAUAAGAUUAAACCUGGACAAUGACACAAAAAGAUGAUGCCCACAAAAGAUGAAAUUGAGUGGCAGAUACUAGGAGCUAUUUUUGGAGGAAUACAAGUUGAUGGCAUUUGCACAGAUGCUCAAAUUUAGAAUCUUACAGUUGCCUACAAGGAACCUGACGUCGCAAAAUGCUUAAAAAUCCAAAGGAUUAAAUAGGCUGGCCACAUUAUUAGAAUAAACAGGGAGCAUACAAUGCAGAAAAUAUUCCUGGCAAAGUCCACUGGAACAAAAACUAGGUGCCGACCCAACCUCAGAUGAGUAGAUUGCCUGGAAGGGGACUUCGCCACUUUAAAAUGAUUAACUGGAAGACCAUGGCCAAGAAAAGAGAGGUCUGGAAGAAAAUUCUUGAGAAGGUCAAGGCCCACCCGGGGCUUUUGCGCCACUGAAGAGGAUUUAAACAUAUUACCAUGUUGCAAUGUUAAUACAUUGCAAAUAUUCUUAGUAAACAAACUUGCAGUGGUCAUCAUCUCCAGCAGUGAGUGUGUUAAAUAAAAAAAAUUACAAAAAUAUCAGAAUCUUAGGAAAUAUUUAUCGUCUUGAUGGUGAGAUAAUAGAUUGUUUGAGCUAGUUUGAAAAAUGGAUAGUUUUUUCAGAAAUUUAUUUAAGAAGGACCAGUUCUUUACAUACAUUUAUAAUUUUAAAAAUGCAUUUAAAGCCAUUGGAACUGAAUAGCAUUGUGGGAUGUAUCAUUUGAAUCUUUCACUUUCAACUUCAUCAAAUAUGCUGUUUAAAGAAUUAUGGCCAUGAUUUGGACCAAACAAAAAUCAGAAACAGAAAAUGCUGAAACAGCUCACCAUGUUUCUUUAGUUCGAAUUGAAGAAAAAAGUUGUAAACAAUUUCUUCCUUUCUUCAUCGAUGAUGAUGAAGAAGAUGCUGGUAGCAGCAGAAAAAAAGGAUCUGAAAUAAGAGUUGGAAAUGAAUACCAGUGUCAAGUUCCAGAUUUCAUUGAAAGUGACGUUCCAAAACGUUCUUCAUCUCCUGAUACUCUUCUUUGGAAUCCAAAAGCACUUCCUGAAAAUGUUGUUGACUAUUAUUUAAGAACUGUUGGUUAUCGCAAUGCUGUUGAUGAAGAAAAAGCGCUAUGGUUGCUUCAUCAAUGCGAAUACAAUGUAGAUGAAGCUGUUAGAAGGCAUAACUUUAUGCCUCCUGUAUCCCGUAGCAAUAGUUCAUGGUCUGAUUGUGAGCGCAACUGUUUCGAGCGAGGUUAUAGAAUUUAUGGGAAAAAUUUCACCUCAAUUCAGAAAAUGAUCCGUAGCAAGAGUGCAGAAGAUAUCAUUGAAUACUACUAUUUAUGGAAAAAUAAAAGACUCAAAAAAAGUACUAUGAAUGGGAAUUCAUGUGUUCCUAAAGAAAAGCAAUAAUUGUUUUGUGCACAAUUUAAACCGGUUCAAAUUUUAAAUUUUGUAUAUUUAAAUUCAGACCUGAAGAGAUAUAUCUCUGUUGUAAUUGUUCAUGUUUUUAUUAAAUAUACUGUGAUA